AUGCUAGCAUCACAUUCUCUGACACACUCUUUUAAAGAUUAUCUUCUAUUGAAACUUACCUCGCGCAAGAAAGCUAAGAAUUUGCAACCCACUUACCAUAUGGAGGCUUUAUUUGGUGACCCUUUUGGUUGGUAUGUGGCUGCUGUUGUAACUCUUUUUAGCAUGGAGGGCAAGUGA
Messenger RNA from Sphenostylis stenocarpa, 177 nucleotides. The record is from the annotation of a GenBank genome assembly. Lineage: Eukaryota; Viridiplantae; Streptophyta; Magnoliopsida; Fabales; Fabaceae.